AUGCUGGAAACCUACAAGAACCUCAUUUCUAUAGGAUACAUUUGGGAAGACCAUAACACUGAAGAACUUUGGCAAUGUUCUAAAAGACAUGCAAGAUGCAAACUAAAACACACGGGAAAUAAACCCUAUGAAUAUAGUCAAGGUGAUAAAGACUUUGCCUAUUCACGUGAAACUGAACUUCAAAAGCAUAAAAGAAUACAUACUGGAGACAAACCCUAUGAAUGUAAUCUGUGUGGUAAGGCCUUUGCAUGUUACAGUGAUCUUCAAAGCCAUAAAAGAACACAUACUGGAGAGAAACAUUAUGAAUGUAACCAAUGUGGUAAGGCCUUUGCACAAAACAGUCAUCUUCAAAGGCAUAAAAGAACACAUACUGGAGAGAAACCCUAUGAAUGUAAUCAGUGUAAUAAGGCCUUUGCAUGUCACAGUGAUCUUCAAAGGCAGAAAAGAACACAUACUGGAGAGAAACCCUAUAAAUGUAAUCAGUGUGGUAAGGACUUUGCACAACACAGUAAUCUUCAAGUGCAUAAAAGAAUACAUACUGGAGAGAAACCCUAUGGAUGUAAUCAGUGUUGUAAGGCCUUUGCACGUCAUAGUCAUUUUCAAGUGCAUAAAAGAAUACAUACUGGAGAGAAACCCUAUGAAUGUAAUCAGUGCGGUAAGGCCUUUGCUGAAAACAGUACUCUUCAAAAGCAUAAAAGAACACAUACUGGAGAAAAACCUUAUGAAUGUAAUCAGUGUGGUAAGGCCUUUGCACAUCACAGUUAUCUUCAAUUGCAUAUAAGAACACAUACUGGAGAAAAAUCAUAUGAAUGUAAUCAGUGUGGUAAGGCCUUUGCAGCUCAGAGUAGUCUUCAAAAGCAUAAAAGUACACAUACUGGAAACAAACUUUAUAAAUGUAAUCAGUGUUUUAAGGCCUUUGCAUGUCACAGCAAUCUUCAAAGGCAUAAAAGAAUACAUACUGGAGAGAAACCAUAUGAAUGUAAUCAGUGUUGUAAGGCCUUUGCAUGUCACAGCGAUCUUCAAAGGCAUAAAAGAAUACAUACUGGAGAGAAACCCUAUGAAUGUAAUCAGUGUGGUAAGGCCUUUACACGUCACAGUCAUCUUCAAGUACAUAAAAGAACACAUACUGGAGAGAAACCCUAUGAAUGUAAUCAAUGUGGUAAGGCCUUUGCUGAAACCAGUACUCUUCAAAAGCAUAAAAGAACACAUACCGGAGAGAAACCAUAUGAAUGUAAUCAGUGUGGUAAGGCCUUUGCAACUCAGAGUAGUCUUCAAAAGCAUAAAAAUACACAUACUGGAAACAAAUCUUAUGAAUGUAAUCAGUGUUGUAAGGCCUUUGCAUGUCACAGCGAUCUUCAAAGGCAUAAAAGAAUACAUACUGGAGAGAAACCUUAUGAAUGUAAUCAGUGUUGUAAGGCCUUUGCAUGUCACAGCGAUCUUCAAAGGCAUAAAAGAAUACAUACUGGAGAGAAACCCUAUGAAUGUAAUCAGUGUGGUAAGGCCUUUGCACGUCACAGUCAUCUUCAAGUGCAUAAAGGAACACAUACUAGAGAGAUUCCUUAUGAAUGUAAUCAGUGUGGUAAGGCCUUUGCAACUCAGAGUAGUCUUCAAAAGCAUAAAAAUACACAUACUGGAAACAAACCUUAUAAAUGUAAUCAGUGUUGUAAGGCCUUUGCAUGUCACAGCGAUCUUCAAAGGCAUAAAAGAAUACAUACUGGAGAGAAACCUUAUGAAUGUAAUCAGUGUUGUAAGGCCUUCGCAUGUCACAGCGAUCUUCAAAGGCAUAAAAGAAUACAUACUGGAGAGAAACCCUAUGAAUGUAAUCAGUGUGGUAAGGCCUUUACACGUCACAGUCAUCUUCAUGUGCAUAAAAGAACACAUACUGGAGAGAAACCCUAUGAAUGUAAUCAAUGUGGUAAGGCCUUUGCUGAAACCAGUACUCUUCAAAAGCAUAAAAGAACACAUACUGGAGAAAAACCUUAUGAAUGUAAUCAGUGUGGUAAGGCCUUUGCACAUCACAGUUAUCUUCAAUUGCAUAAAAGAACUCAUACUGGAGAGAAACUCUAUGAAUGUAAUCAGUGUGGUAAGGCCUUUGCACGUCACAGUCAUCUUCAAGUGCAUAAAGGAACACAUACUUGA
Chionomys nivalis (European snow vole) is the source of this 2139-nucleotide messenger RNA. Its product is annotated as zinc finger protein 431-like. Gene Ontology annotation, biological process: regulation of transcription by RNA polymerase II. Lineage: Eukaryota; Metazoa; Chordata; Mammalia; Rodentia; Cricetidae. Bases 1 to 2139 code for a protein of 712 amino acids. Gene Ontology annotation, molecular function: DNA-binding transcription factor activity, RNA polymerase II-specific; RNA polymerase II transcription regulatory region sequence-specific DNA binding. The record is from RefSeq and is a predicted model, not a curated record. The transcript has 5 exons. Gene Ontology annotation, cellular component: nucleus.